AUGGUGCCAAAAGCUAAUGAGCAGUCACGCAUGAUUUCGUUUUUCAACUGCGUUGCUACUUUGAUGCAAUCUAAUCUGCUGGAAUUGUUCAAAGAGAGUCUUCUAGAAUAUAAAAACUUCAUUUGUAUGAAAAUGGAAGCUAAGCAUAGACCGAAAUUUAUCGUGAAAUUCAUUAGUCGUCACAAUCAACUUCUUCCAGUACCGUCGUUUGAGGAGUGGGAAUACGGCGUGCUAGGCGUGGUGGAUAUGUUGGUUGAAGUUUCUAACAGUUUUCCAAGAAUGGAGGCCAAAAUUUUUGGCGACUGGGAUACUCAGGAAGGAACCCCGGCUCCUGGAACAACUCUCAAACCUACCAUUGAUCCCGCAGAGGUCCAGACCAUUAAAACUGAAAUUACAAAUUCUUUCCGAGAACAGACGAAAGGUCCGAUGGCAUACGUUGAGGUUUACAAUCAACACAGCUUUCUGUUUGAGGGAGAUAAUGAGGACACAAUGGAUGUUUUCAUCAUUGAAGAACGCACGUGGGAUCAAAUGGUUGAGCAAGUAAUUAAGUUUCAUAACUUGUCCCAAGACAUGGGCACCACGUUUGAGCCGAAAACUCUGAUUGGAAUUUUCGACAUCCACUGUGACGAUUUGAUACGAAAUCUUGGAAAUAAGGCUUCUGAACUAAGGGACAAAUUCCUCGAUAAAAUGAUUCACACUCUGCAUGUCCAACUGAAAGAGUAAUGUCCAGUUUUGUUUAUUCAGCAAUUAAUUUAUUUUCUGUAAUUUAUAAGAACGAGGUUAUGAAAUUAUGAGAAAUGUAUGUAUAUCCAUAUUAUAUUGGUGUUAGACUUGUAGAUGAGUAUGAAGCAAUUAGCGAAAAAGCACUUAGCACACCAACGAGCACUGAACAGCUCUUUCAACUUAAAGAGGAAAUGGACAAAAUUAAAGAAAAAACCUUGCCACAAAUGCAACAUGAAUUGAAAGAAUUGCUCGGAAAAUUCUUGUUCAUUUCGGAUUACAUGCAAAUUUCUCCUAUUGUCUCCAAACUGCAAACA
This is a messenger RNA of Folsomia candida, 1037 nucleotides long. Its product is annotated as dynein heavy chain 7, axonemal-like. The coding region runs from base 1 to 723 and encodes 240 amino acids. The transcript has 5 exons. Lineage: Eukaryota; Metazoa; Arthropoda; Collembola; Entomobryomorpha; Isotomidae. The record is from RefSeq and is a predicted model, not a curated record.